AUGAGACCAGACGAGCAUAAAGUCAAAGAUUCGCAUCGAUACCAGCAAAAGAAAAAACUUGCAGGCGACUCCUCUGCUGCCGAAAUAGCCUUAGCUCGCCGCAAAAAGAACGCAGCUGCACGCGAUCGAGGUAUGGGUGUCGCUGCCAUUCGCCGACGCAAUGGGGAAUUUGUAGAAGAAACAGAAGAAGAAAAAGCCGAACGAAGAUAUCAGCAAGCAAAAUAUUCAAAGCGUACCAUGUUGUCCACCAAUGCAGAUCGAUAUACAGAAGUCGACGAAUUAGAAGAAAUGAAGCGUGAUGCUGAGAUGGGCAUUGAUCGAGAAACAACAGACUUGGUGUCCAUGUUGCAAGACAGUAGCGCCGCAGAGUUAGAAAAUACAAGUUCAACGAUGUUCAAGUUUAAAGAUGAAAAGCUACUUGACGACAAUAUGACGCUUUCAAAGCAGAGAAACACAAUGUUUGAAUUGGAUUUCGACACUUUUAAUACAGCCCUCAAUGAUUUUGAUGCUGCAGCACUUUUAGGAUUGAACCAUGAUGCAUCCGAUAAUGAAUUGCUCGAUAAUGCGUUGAACGAGCAUCCAAUUGUGGUUGAUAAACCAAUCGUGCCGCCUUUCUCCACAAACGCAAAAGGCUACAUCAUGUUCAAAUCGCAACAAUAUCAACAACCACCGACGUCAAACUAUAGAGUAUCUGAAAAGGAUGGUAUUUAUCUACGUAACAAUACAUCAAUGAAUAUCAGUAAUAAGGUGUCUAUGGCGAAUACUCCAGAUACUUCGAUACCCAAUCAGAAAUUAAACCCCAAGGCACAAUUUAGCGAAAGGCAGCAACAGCAAUCUUUUGACGCGAACAAAGAUGAUGACGCGUUAGAUGAUUUACUGGCCUUGGAUCAAACAAAAAUACCCACAACUACCUUAGCAACUGCUGUACCUAAAAGUAAUAGUUUACCGUCUCCCACAAUAUCUUCUGUAGAAAAGCCGACAAAAAAGACUCUACCAAAACCAGGGCAAAUCAAGAAACCACUACAACAAGCGCCAUCUGUAUCUUCCACCGCAGUUUCUCAAGAUGAUGAGGCAUGGCUGGAUGAACUGUUAGGUUAA
Molecule: messenger RNA, 1098 nt
Organism: Mycotypha africana
Lineage: Eukaryota; Fungi; Mucoromycota; Mucoromycetes; Mucorales; Mycotyphaceae
Exons: 2
Coding region: 1-1098 (365 amino acids)
Source: RefSeq, a predicted model, not a curated record